Molecule: messenger RNA, 2949 nt
Organism: Eublepharis macularius
Lineage: Eukaryota; Metazoa; Chordata; Lepidosauria; Squamata; Eublepharidae
Gene: SDHA
Product: succinate dehydrogenase complex flavoprotein subunit A
Exons: 15
Coding region: 19-2004 (661 amino acids)
Biological process (GO): mitochondrial electron transport, succinate to ubiquinone; tricarboxylic acid cycle
Molecular function (GO): electron transfer activity; succinate dehydrogenase (quinone) activity; flavin adenine dinucleotide binding
Source: RefSeq, a predicted model, not a curated record
UCUGCCGACCGGGGCGAAAUGGCGGCCGCGGCGGCUUGGCGGGCCUGGCGACCUCUGCGGGCGCUCCGCUCGGGGCCAGCAGCUCGCCCGGCUUUUCCUCGUAACUUUCAUUUCACAGUUUAUGGAAAGAAAAGUGCAUCUGCUAAAGUAUCUGAUGCAAUUUCAACUCAGUAUCCUGUUGUGGACCAUGAAUUUGAUGCUAUUGUGGUGGGAGCAGGCGGUGCAGGUCUACGAGCUGCCUUUGGUUUGUCUGAGGCUGGCUUCAAUACAGCAUGUGUUUCCAAGCUUUUCCCUACCAGAUCCCAUACUGUCGCUGCACAGGGAGGAAUCAAUGCUGCUCUGGGGAAUAUGGAAGAGGAUAAUUGGCGAUGGCAUUUCUAUGAUACCGUGAAAGGCUCAGACUGGCUGGGAGACCAGGAUGCCAUUCAUUACAUGACAGAGCAGGCACCUGCUUCAGUGAUUGAGCUGGAGAACUACGGCAUGCCAUUUAGCAGGACAGAAGAAGGAAAGAUCUACCAGCGGGCCUUUGGGGGGCAGAGCCUUAAGUUUGGGAAAGGGGGGCAGGCCCAUCGCUGCUGCUGCGUGGCUGACAGGACAGGCCACUCCCUGCUGCAUACCCUCUAUGGCCGGUCUCUUAGAUAUGAUACCACUUACUUUGUGGAAUAUUUUGCCUUGGAUCUCCUUAUGGAAAAUGGAGCAUGUCAUGGUAUCAUUGCACUUUGCAUAGAAGAUGGCACAAUACAUCGUUUAAGAGCAAAGAAUACGGUCAUCGCCACUGGAGGGUACGGGCGCACGUACUUCAGCUGCACAUCUGCUCACACCACCACUGGAGAUGGCACCGCAAUGGUCACGCGGGCUGGCCUUCCCUGCCAGGACUUGGAGUUCGUGCAGUUCCAUCCUACAGGAAUCUAUGGGGCUGGUUGCCUUAUUACAGAAGGCUGUCGUGGUGAGGGGGGCAUUCUUAUUAACAGUGAAGGUGAAAGGUUCAUGGAGAGAUACGCACCAGUCGCCAAGGAUCUGGCUUCAAGGGAUGUUGUGUCUCGUUCUAUGACCAUUGAGAUCCGCGAAGGAAGAGGGUGUGGUCCCGAGAAAGACCACGUGUACCUGCAGUUGCACCACCUGCCACCUCAGCAGCUGGCAAUGCGUCUUCCAGGGAUCUCAGAAACUGCAAUGAUAUUUGCUGGGGUGGAUGUCACCAAAGAGCCAAUUCCUGUCCUGCCCACAGUGCAUUACAACAUGGGAGGGAUUCCUACAAAUUACAAAGGACAGGUGAUCACCCAUGUCAAUGGCCAAGAUCAGGUAGUGCCAGGCUUGUAUGCCUGUGGUGAAGCAGCUUCUGCAUCGGUCCACGGGGCCAAUCGCCUGGGAGCAAACUCUCUUUUGGACUUGGUGGUCUUUGGCCGUGCCUGUGCGCUUAGUAUUGCGGAAUCCUGCAAACCUGGAGAGCCAGUUCCAUCAAUUAAACCAAAUGCGGGUGAAGAAUCUGUUGCAAACCUGGACAAAUUGCGCUUUGCCAAAGGAAACCUACGGACUUCCGAACUGCGGCUUAAUAUGCAGAAGACAAUGCAAAGUCACGCUGCUGUGUUCCGCACAGGCUCGAUCCUACAGGAGGGUUGUGAGAAACUGAGUAGCAUCUAUAGAGAUUUGGAUGAUCUGAAGACAUUUGACAGAGGGAUAGUCUGGAAUACAGACUUGGUGGAGACCUUGGAACUUCAAAACCUGAUGCUCUGUGCUUUACAAACAAUUUAUGGUGCCGAAGCUCGGAAAGAGUCACGUGGCGCUCAUGCAAGGGAGGACUACAAGGUUAGGAUUGAUGAAUAUGACUAUUCCAAACCAAUCCAAGGACAACAGAAGAAACCAUUUGAGCAGCACUGGAGAAAGCACACCCUCUCCUAUGCAGAUGUCAGGACUGGGAAGGUUACUUUGGACUACAGACCUGUAAUUGACAAAACACUAAAUGAAGAAGAUUGUGCCACAGUUCCACCUGCUAUUCGUUCCUAUUAGUGAUUUAUUCUCUUUUUUAUUCACAUUUUGUUGUCUGGAAGUUGCUUGGUAUAGAUAAACAUCCUGCUAGACAACUGAUAUCCACAGUAGGGAAUGAAACUCUGUUAACUCCAAGAGUCUGUUCCAUAGCUUUAUUCUGGCUCAUCACUUUGUGUGUGAUAAAACCGAACAAUAUUCAGCGCAUGCCUCAAUAAAGUAAUCUUAGAGGACAUACACAUGCAAGUCACUUGCUGGCUUUCUUUGGGUAUCUCUAGCUCUUUGUAUUGAUUUUCUUAAAGUGAAACAUUUAAAAGGCUAAAUGCAAUUGAAGGGUAAAGGUACCAUCAAGAAAAAACCUAAAUGCAAUUUGGUUAUUGAGAAUGAGUUUCUCUGUUGAAAUGAAACAUCAUUUUAGGGCUCAAUCCAGUAUAAUUAAUCAUGCUUAAGCUACUGGAUGGUUGCCUUAGUUUUUUAUAUACUUCUCCAUUGUACACUGUUUAAUUAUUAUACCUGUGGCAAUUCUUGCAUGGAUUGUGAAGUUAAAAACAAAAACCAAUAGCAGACAGGUGAAAGGUUUGUAGGGCUUCUGUGUAACACCUAAAUAUUUGCAGAAACCAUUUGUUCUCCUUUGUCAAGGAACAGAAUAUACUGUUGAGACUGUGGGAGUUAACUAUUACCAUAUUACAUAGUAAUAGUCUUAACAGAUAUAUUAAAAAUCAAUUCAGGAUAAGAAAGGGCUGUUGGGAAUAUAUCUCUAGAAAGUGCAGACUGGAUCUGUCAGAGGUGUAAUGCCAGCAGUUUUGAGCUUUAGAACAUGGAAUGUAUAUGUUAAAAGUUUUUCUCCUAAAUAUAUUUUGUUCUGUUAUUUAAUGCAUAUUAUAGUAAUUGUAAUUUCAAUUUUGUAUUUAUACAAAUUCAGCAUAUUAAGCAAGAAAAAAAAUCUAAGUACAAUUUGUGUAAGCUUGA